AAUCAGUGUACCGCCGGCCGCGUAGUCGAUCGGUCGGUCUGUACUGUUUUCCUCGGGAGAGUUUCGUUUCGACAUCACCGUUGAUCUCUUUCUCUCUCUUCAAUUUUCGAUAGAAUCCGUUUCGUAAACGAUUGAAAAUUUUUGUCACGGAGCGUUUCUUUAUAAACGUAACACGAUUGUUUUCUCAUCCGUUUGAAGAUUCGAAUUUCGUAAGAAUAAGGAACAUAUACGUUCGUUUAUUCUCUUUUAACGGCGUUUUUUAUUACGUGAGCCUGAAUAAACUUUACGCUGGUGAAACUACUAUCGUUCGCAUCUUUUCUUAUAUAAAAUCAGAGAGAAAGAGAGAUGGAGGAAGGUGAUCUGUGAAUGAAUUAUUGAAGGAAGGGAAACGAUGUCGAAGGGGCAAGAAGGUCGAUUCUUCUUCGAUAAUUAAUAUCUUAGAAGACAAUACCCUUAUUGCGAGAGAAGUGUAGUAUAUAUUACAAGAGAGAGAGAGAGAGAGAGAGAGAGAGAGAGAGAGAGAGAGGAGGUGGGGGGAUGAGAGAGUGAGAGGGGCCAAGAGAGGAAUUCCAUCUAUCUUCGCGCAGAGGUCAUCACGGAGGUCAACCGGAAGAAGAGAUCGAUAGGAGCGAAUAAUUUUAAGAUUCUCCUUCGAGGAGGAGCAUUAUAAAACACUGUUGAAUUACAAAGAAGAAUAGUAGGAAGAAGAAAAGGAACAAAACAAAACAAAAUUCAAAUGACAAUACGAGAAUAUCAAUAGAGAUAAACACGCGAACUCGUGAUAUCUCUCCUGAAGAAAACAAAAAGAUCAAACGCAGGCGCCAUUUUUCUUUUUUGUCGUUAAAUGGCGACUAAUCGCAACUCCAUUGUCGUGAGAACUAACCUAUAAAAAAAAACAGAAAAUCAAACAAAACGAAUAAGAGAGGGUGAGAAAGGGGAUAAUAUAGAAGAAUCUCUCGUUAGAAAAACAACAAUUAAAAAAUAAAAACAACAGAAGAGGAAGAGGAAGAGGAAAGCGAAGGUCAUGGCGACACCACCGGACUCGCCGGGACCGGAAGAGGCUCUUUUCGAGUUCGAGAGCACGCGGGCGAGACAACAAACUGCCAGACCUGUAGCCCUCGAGGAACUACUCAGACAGACCAAGUUCUCGAGGCAAGAGAUUCGUGUUAUGUAUCGAGGAUUCAAGCAGGAAUGCCCGGAAGGCGUGGUUCACGAGGACUCCUUCAAGGACAUAUACGCAAAAUUCUUCCCGCAUGGCAACUCCAGCCUCUACGCUCACUACGUAUUCAAGGCUUUCGACGUUAACUGUAACGGGGCCAUCAGCUUUAGGGAUCUUUUGGUAACCCUAUCGACCCUUUUGCGAGGUAGUAUUUACGAAAAACUAAGAUGGACUUUCAAAUUGUACGACAUAAACGGCGAUGGUUGCAUCACGAGAGGUGAAUUAGGUGAAAUGGUUACGGCUGUUCACGAGCUCAUGGGUAGAAGACAUCACGCCGAGGAAGAAAGAAAAGCUAGGGAACAGUUGGACAGAGUCUUCAAAAAGUUGGAUCUUAAUCAAGACGGUGUUAUCACUAUCGAGGAAUUUAUUGAGAGUUGUCUCAAGGACGACGUGAUCACAAGAUCAUUAGCUAUAUUCGACAGUGCGCUUUGAUCUCCGGCAGAAGAGGAGAAGUCGGAGGAUGAGGUUGUCUCUGGAACAAAUGCGAUAACACAAAUGGUACCGACGCCACCAACGCCGCCUACACCACCUUCAACAACGUUUUCGCAAUCUUUGUCACCGUCACCACCACCACCGUCCUAUUCCUUAUUACCACCGAUACCUCCGCCUUUACCCUCGCAACCACCACCUGGAUAUACUGUACAGGAUCAAGAGCUUUAUUUACUCUUGGCAGCUCAUUGGUGGAAUCAACCGGAAGCUCCUCUUUUUUGUUAAAGACGAUUUAACGCUAGAACUACAACUGCCUCCAAUGCAAUGAAGAAAUAUAAUAUACGUUCGACCGAAACGUUUAUUAAAAAGGAUGAAGGGUGGGAGAGGGAUAAGGGUAGGGAGUAUAGGGUGGUAGGGAAGAAAAAAGAAAAGAAAAGAAACAAAAAAGGAGGUUAGAGACUAAGUUUUCAAAAUCGUGAACUCCUGAUAAAGAGUAAUACGAACGAGAAGCAAGAAGACAAGUACGAAGACGAACAUUCGAAAUUUGGUCGAAUUCAAAAUCAUUGCUCUCUUCAAAAAGAAGAAAAUAAUAUUAUAGGAUAUAUUAUAGAAAAACGUAUGAGAUAGGUAAAAUAGAUAGAUUCGUACGAAUCGUUCUGUAAGUAUUAAAUACGUUUCAUUCGAAACACCUGAUAGAUAUCAACGUAACGAAGAGAAAAAGAAAGAGAGAGAGAGAGAGAGAGAGAGAAAGAGAGACAUUGUUGAAUAAUUUAUAAAAAAAAUUCCUAUGAGAGAGACGUAAUAAUAAUAAUAAUAAUAAUAAUAAUAAUAAUAAUAAUAAUAAAUAAAAAAAAAGAAAGAAGGUACCUUACGUGGUCGUUCAAGUACCGUCGAUUUGUGCCAAAUCGCCGUCAAGCAAAAUCCAUGUUCCAAUCUCAUGAAUCUCGCAUAAUAAAAGUCUCUUAAGUAUUAUAUUAUGAAUAUACAAAUAAAAAAGAAGGAUAGAAAAGAGAGACAGAAACUUUUGAAGAUUCACGAUUAUACGUAAACGUCAAAAACGUUUGGUACCAUGAGAAUAUUGCAAGAAAUAUUCCUUUAUUGGAAUAAAAUAUUGAAAGGUAACAAUCUCGAAUGGUGUUAAUUAUGUUACACCUAAUGGAAAAUUAGAUCAUUAGAAUUAUAUCAAAAAUCUUCCAGAUAUCGAUUUUAGAAAAAAAGAAAUAUAUAACUAUAAUAAUAAUGAUAUGAUAAUGAUAAUGAUAAUUGGUAGAAAUCAUGGUAAUUCUUUUUAAGAUCGUUAAAUAAUAAAAAUGAGAGAGACUCAUGAGAGAAACUAAUAAAUGUUUUUUGGAACGUAACAUUAAAGCAAUAGCACAAAGCAAAUUUCUUUUCCUUGUUUCAUUUAUUAUUUGUUUUUUCUUUUUUAUUUUUUUAUUUUUUUUUUUUUUAUUUUUCUUUCUUGGUAUGAUAAAAGGAACGCCGAUAGUCUUUCAAUUCUUCGUGAAAAUGAUAAAAUGAAUAGUUAAAUGAAUGAAUGGAUUAAUUAGUUAAUUUAUUUAUUUAUUAAUCAAAUAAAUCGUACGUUGUAAUGUCAAAGAGAAACUCGUUAGUUUAGAGAAAUGUUUUUCUUUUUACAGUUCCAAGAAUUUUUAUUCUCUUUUUCUUCUUUUCUUUUAUUUUUUCUUUUCUUUUUUUAAAUAGAUGUGAUUGUAGAUAGAAUUCAAUUUCAAGAUUAUAAAAUUUAUCGGAAUAGUUAUCUAUGUGAUUGUAUUAACGACUGCACAUAUCUUUAUCCUAAACUAAACCAAACAAAUAAACAAAAAAAAAGGAAAAAAAAAAGAAAAAAAAAAAAGAAAGAGAGCGAAAGAAAGAACGACAAGAUAAAGCUUGAUACAAAUUCCUAUGGAUGUUACUUUUAUUUUAUUUUCAGGAGAAAAUCGAAAACGAAGAAAAUUAAAUGUACCUAUUAUUUAGUCAAAUCGAAAAUGAAUAUUUUCAAGCUUCCUAAUAAUGAUAAAUUGAUGAAAAGAAACAAAAAAAAGAAAGAAAAAAUAAGAAGAAAGGAAAGAUAGAAAGAAAUAAAACGAAAUGAAAUAAAAUAAAAUCGCCCAUAUAAAGAGAAAGAGAGAGAGAGAGAGAGAGAGAGGAAAAGAGGAAGAGCGACAAAUAAUAAAAUUGUCAAAUUGAUAGAAGAGCAUUGAUUAUCAAAAAAUCGAUGUUGACUAAACACCAAGCUAUUGUAAUUAGCAUGUAAUACAUAAACGGAAAGAAACAAUAACGUGUUAAAGUUUAUCAUAGAAUUUAAAAAAAAAAAAAGAAAAGAAAGAAAGAAAAUGAAGAAGGAGAAGAAGAGAAAAAGAAAAAAAAAAUAGUAAUCGUUUAAUAAUAAUCAUAAUAAUCAUAACCAUCAAGUCAUAUGUGUAUAUUAGAUUUUUCUGCAAGUCUCACGAACACGUUUGGCAUACGAUUUGUAAUAUUGUGUGCAUGAAUGAUGCUGGUAGAUAUAAUAUAAAUAUAAAAUAUUUGCGAAUUAGUCGAAGGGAACUUUUUGAAUAUAUUAUCGUUACGAUCAUUUACAAAGGAUUACUCUCAAACGUGUGACAAAAAUGAAAAGAGAAGAAAAGAAAAUUUUUCAAAUACCAAACAAAUUCGAACGAAUGUUAAAUUGGUGUAUAAAAAAUUGCACUAUUUUUAACGUGUCAUCACCGAUCGAAUAUUAAUACAUACACGUACGCAUACAUACAUACAUACAUACAUACACACAUACACAUACAUUACGGAUUCUGAUCUAAAGAUUUGUAUCGCUAUUACUGCCACUGAUCAUUCUUUUAUAGAAUGCAUUUGUGAAAUAAUAUCUAAAUCCGUCUGAAAUAAAUUUAUUUUUUAUUAAGUUUUUUCAAUGACGAUAUAUAUAUAUAUAUACACAUAUGUAUAUAUAUUUUUGCUUUUAUUAUUGUUAUUUCAUAUUUCAUGCUUCGAGUGAAAAGCUUUAGCGACGAAUUAUUAUUUCACAAAUGUAUCUACUUCUCACGCGUCUCUUUCAAAGAAUCGUUCAUUCGCAAAGACUGUCAAAUAAAAUAUUGCUACUGUUGAAAGACGAGAAUUAUUAAUCGUAUAAAAGAAAUGUGUUUACACAAAAAGGAGCCGAUCAAAUUCUAAUUAAAUGUCCGAGAAAAAUUUUUAUAUAUAUAUAUAUAUACAUACACAUACACGCAUAUAUAUAUAUAUAUUAUAUUUCAUUUAUUUAUAUAUGUUAUAAAAAAAGAAAAAGAAGAAAAAAAGAAAGAAGAAAGGAAAAAAAAAUGAUUGAAAGAACGAUUAAAAACUUCUUAUGGCUUACUACUUACUUGAUUUCGAACGGGACUUAUUUGUUUCUCUGUGAGCGUCCGAUUGAAAAAGUAAACUAAUUACGUAUAUACGACAGGACAGUUGUCAUAUCACAACGAUGCCUUUCACCACAAAUCUUUCAGAUUUUAUACAUACAUACGUAUUUAUAUACUCAUAAUUUUCAUUCUUUUUUUUCUUUUUUUUCUUUUCUUUUUUUUUUCUUUUCUUUCGGCAAAGAUAGGCACCGUACUUACGAAAAAAUAAAUCAAUAAAUAAAUAAAUAAAUAAAUAAUAAGAAAAAAGAUAGGGAUAAAAAAGGGUGAGUAAGAAAGAAUAAACAGAAAGCACGUUAUAAAUCAAAUGCAAAAAAAUCCUUCUUUUACUUCGAUCAAUCUCUUAAGCGUUUUUUGCCUUUAGUGUCUUAACGGGGAUCAAGAAAACGUACGAUUGCUAAACUACAUAUAUACAUACAUAAUACGUGCGUUUCUAUGACAACGAGAAAAAGAAAUACAGCAGCAUCGAAAGUAGCAGAUUUAUGCGCGCGUAUCGAGCUUACAUUCACGUGGAUACAUACAUGCAUACAUAUGUAUAUUCAAAAACAUUGACACUAAAAUAAUCUCGCCAAGACGUAUGUGUGUAUGUCUCUCAAGGAAAUAUAUGAUAACUUUAAUAAUUCCAUCUCUGAUAAGAAAAGAAAAAAAGAAAAUUAAAAUAUUAAUGAAAAAAAAAAAAAUAAAUAAAAAAAUAAGAACAAGCGAACGAACUAUAAAACGACAAAUAAAGAAUUAAUAUGAUGCUGAAAUACCAAAAAAAAAAAAAAAAAGAAAGAAAA
This is a messenger RNA of Vespula vulgaris, 5807 nucleotides long. Its product is annotated as Kv channel-interacting protein 1. Bases 1025 to 1651 code for a protein of 208 amino acids. Lineage: Eukaryota; Metazoa; Arthropoda; Insecta; Hymenoptera; Vespidae. Gene Ontology annotation, molecular function: calcium ion binding. The record is from RefSeq and is a predicted model, not a curated record. The transcript has 8 exons.